Morchella sextelata is the source of this 850-nucleotide messenger RNA. RefSeq lists its product as uncharacterized. The record is from RefSeq and is a predicted model, not a curated record. The annotation marks the transcript as partial. The transcript has a single exon. Lineage: Eukaryota; Fungi; Ascomycota; Pezizomycetes; Pezizales; Morchellaceae.
AACUGUGGCUCGCCGUAAUGCAGAGCCAGAAGGCGUCACGAUCUGGGGUCGUUCAAUAUUUCAAAGACGUCAACUUGCGGUCCGUAUAGCUGAGGCCGAUGCCGAUCCAGGUUGUACCGGCCCAGUCUGCGUAUGCAACAGACCCGGAUCACCACCAUGCUUCAAGAACAAGCGUGGGGAGCUUCAGUUCGUCCGUGACGCUAUGCCAGAGCCCGUGGCUGAGGCCGAUGCCGAUCCAGGUUGUACCGGCCCAGUCUGCGUAUGCAACAGACCCGGAUCACCACCGUGCUUCAAAAACAAGCGUGGGGAGCUUCAGUUCGUCCGUGACGCUAUGCCAGAGCCCGUGGCUGAGGCCGAUGCCGAUCCAGGUUGUACCGGCCCAGUCUGCGUAUGCAACAGACCCGGAUCACCACCGUGCUUCAAAAACAAGCGUGGGGAGCUUCAGUUCGUCCGUGACGCUAUGCCAGAGCCCGUGGCUGAGGCCGAUGCCGAUCCAGGUUGUACCGGCCCAGUCUGCGUAUGCAACAGACCCGGAUCACCACCAUGCUUCAAGAACAAGCGUGGGGAGCUUCAGUUCGUCCGUGACGCUAUGCCAGAGCCCGUGGCUGAGGCCGAUGCCGAUCCAGGUUGUACCGGCCCAGUCUGCGUAUGCAACAGACCCGGAUCACCACCAUGCUUCAAGAACAAGCGUGGGGAGCUUCAGUUCGUCCGUGACGCUAUGCCAGAGCCCGUGGCUGAGGCCGAUGCUGAUCCAGGCUGUACCGGCCCAGUCUGCGUAUGUAACAGACCCGGAUCACCACCUUGCUUCAAGAACAAGCGUGGGGAGUUUGAAUUCGUAAAACUUCUAUAA